ACAAGAUGGGUUGAAAGGGUUUCUGCCAAAAAGAAAAAAAAAUUGUUUUGUGUGGAAGGGAAGACUGUCACCAUGUUGUGUCUCCGAGAGCAAGCACUUUCUUGGAGUUUGAAUUGAUAUUUUAAUUUGUGUGGAUCGAGUUCAACCUUCCAAUAAACACUUUUAUUUCCCAAUAAAACGACGAAUUCUCUGAGAGACUUUUUUUGUUGAUAUUAAUUUCCUUUUGAAACCGGGAAUGCCGUGAAAUUGACGAGUCGAUAUUUUGUUCUCUUCGCUGUGAUUCGUUUAAUGGCUUUCAUGUUUGUGGUGAUGGGUAGUGAGGGGGACAUUUUCAGUAGAAGGCAGUCCACUUCUUUAACGUGCAUUCCAUGGACUGCUUGGUCCUGUAAAAACUACGAGCAAGCGCUAGAGAUCACGGGGGAAAACCUGGAGGAUCUGCUGGCUUAUGACGAUCUCUUCCUGGAUUACUUCAAUGCUUUUUUGUCCUUGCCAGUUUUCCCCCAGCCUAUGAGGUACAAUCGUCUAACCGGUGAUUUCGAAGAUGCCUCCAAGCAUCUUCACAGGGAUUCCUCCAGUGUAAGUUCAUCGUCCAGUGAAGGCAACAAUUUACCUUACGGAACCACAGACAGUGAAAGGGAUAAGCUUCUGGAAUGGGCAAGGGAAGAGCGACUACCUCUCUUUCUCAGUACACAGUUAUUCAGGGAAUUCAAACUAUGCAAACUCUUGUUACGGCCACUGGAUGACAGAUAUUCGGCUAGUCGUAAUUCCAGUAACCAGUUACGAGGUUACAGCCGUCAGUCAGAGAGUUACGUUUCCAGCCUCAGUAACAGUGCUGACAACAGCGGUCACGAUGAAAUUGACGAGGAGGAGAUGGCCGCCAUGCAGAGUCAGUUCCAGAACUCCACACUGUUCAAGUAUCAGCGCCCUGGGAGCAGGGCCGUCAGUAUGCCCACAAGGCUAGACUUUGAAGCCGAGUUCUAUGUCCAAGGAAGCACAGCCACCCCAGGGACCCAAGAACCCCCACCCUCAGAAACCAUGCCCAAAAGUGCCUCCUUCAAGAAGAAAAUCAGGGAAAUAUCUGACAACGAUAAAGAGGAAGACAUUCCAGAGAGGAAACCAUCAGUUGUCAAGUUUGAUCCUGUGACCAGCGAUGUAAAAAAUAAACGCUCUGCACAAAAAGAGAGGCGACAGAAAUCAGAGGCAGAAGAAGCAUUUAUGAGGCAUGCUAGAGUCCUCUCGGCGCCUCUGAACUAUGCUGACUACAUGCGGCACCCGAUGUUUGGGGAUUUUGAUUUUCUGUUCGGUGAAGAUGAGCCUGACCCAGAUGGGCGGGUGUAUGUCUCAUUCCAAGACGAACGCGUCAGUGAGGAACAGACUGAGACUGACGUCAAAAACAUGGAAGGCAGGCUGAAAAUGUCACUUCAGCAACUGAAGGAGCAAGUGCUAGGAAAGCAAAAUAGUAUGGAAGGCUUCAAAGAGUUUCUGUCAGAUACAGCUGGUAUUCAUCUACUGAAUUUCUGGCUAGAUUGUGAAUAUUUCAAAGAUGCUAUGGAGAACUUUGAUGAGAUCGUUAACAUGGAUAUCAGGAACCGUCUGUUCAGGGAUAUCCAGGACAAAUACAAGCUGAAUUUGACAGAGGAGGCGCGUGAUCAGAUCACCAAGGCCUCUUGUAACUCCUCCCUCAGUCACACGGUCUUUAUUCGCACGCAGUACGAUGUCCUGCGGAGACUGCGAGCUUACUGGGUACCCAGAUAUCUCAUCCACAUGGAGCGGCUACGUGAGCUCAGAGCUAUUGGUAGUGUUAUGGGUAUAAAGGGUAUCAGAGUAGAUAACUCUUCCCGGAAAAUUACGCCUUUCCUGCCGUCCAUCUCUCUAGUCAACUCCAUGCCUGUCCGUCCAGACGAUGUACUAACCUACUCCAAGACCAAGAGCUGGGACUUCCUGAGUAAGGGAGGCCGGAAGCUGGACUCCAGGAUCUCCUCUGCCAAGCUCAAGCCCGCCUUGCACCCACCAUCACCAGUCAAAUUGACCAAAGACAGAUUUUUGGUUGCCUUAACUUCAGACAAGGUGGCAGGUGGUCCAUUCCAAAGAUUCCUGGAGAAACAAGAGGAUCGACGCCUUGUGUCGUGUCUGCUGUUCUGGCAGGAUGUGACGGACUACGGGAAAGAGGAGGACCGUUCCGCGGAUAGACUGCUCCGGCUGUGUCACGCCUGGAACAUCUACAACCUGUACUUCCCGGACGGAUCAAACUAUCCCAUAGGUGCCACUGAUCUAGAGAAAGCUCUCCUACAUCACACACUGCUCAAUGCAAAGGACUUCGUAGAAGCUAAUAUCUUCACGUCGGCUAAAGCACGCGCUGUGGAGUUGUUGGAGGAAAAUUGGAUUACUUAUCUGAAGGAAGAUUUAAAGACCUUUUUAGAUGCCCAUGUUAGAAAUGGAGCCCAGAGUCCUCCAGAAUCUACUGAUGUGAUAGACAUUGUGGUGACCAAUGAUGAGUUGAUUAUCACAAGACCCGACCCAUGGGUCAAAAGAAGGGAUGAAGUACCAAUUGUUUUGGAGGCAGAAAGAUUGACCUCUUCAGGGUGGUGUACCCACAAUUCAUCUCGAAAACAAAACCAUAUAAUUCCUACGACUGACUCGGAGAGAGACGCCAGGCUAAGAGCUGCCUUGAGGUCUGCUGAUCUGCUUGGACCCGAGGAAAGGGCAGAGCGGAGGGCAAAAGCCAGGGCCAAGAGGAAGGAGAUGGAGCGGGAAAGGAAGAAGGCCAUACGGGCCGCUUACAGGAGGGUGAAGGAGGCCAAGAGGAAAAAGGAACCAGAGAAAGAGGAUGAGGAGGACAUGGAGUUUGACAUUGAUGGAGAAAAGAAACCGUCCAAACCACCUCCCCCAUUUGUAGAAAUGCUCCAUAACAAACAGAUUAUGACUAAUUUCAAGAAGAGUCUAGCUGAGUCGGAUGAGAAGGAAAGAGCAAACAUGGUGUACCUGUAUUUUGAUAUUGAGAACUACCUGAAUUUAGGCAACAGCAAAAGUGAGGUCAAGAAAAAAGACUCGCUGGCUCAAAAUCUAUACAAAUCUUAUAUUGAUGCUCAAGGGAAGAAAAAAGUGAAUUUUAGUGAAAAAUUGAACUCUAAAAUGUCUGAAAGACCAAAAUCUCCAGUCAUAAAGGAUAUGCAGCAUUAUAUUUUGCCAAAAAUAGAGGAAUCAUUUAAAUCCUACAUCAUUGAAAAGGCCAAUGAACAUGGUAUGGAACCCAGGGAGUUUGCCAAUUUAUCACAGGCAGAGCUGUCUUUACGCAUGGGAACGGAUGCCUCGCUCAUGGGCGGAACAUGGAAAAAGGGUCGCAAGGGCAAGGAUGAUUACGAUGAGGAUAUGGACUUUGAGACCGAGGCAAUAAAGGGGGUUGGAAGUGGUAAAAAAAUGGAAUUUGGGCCGGGGGUUACAGUAAAUUUUCUAGAACAUGAAAUAAAAAAGCGAAGUGGUCAGAGGCGUGUCCGCUUUGCCAGACCUGACGGAUAUGUAGACCAUGAUUCAAGUUUCGGGAUGCAGGAUGAAACGACGUACACUGGUACCAGCAGAGAUCAUUCCUCAUCGCAAUUUGACGAACCUCCUUCGUCAAAAUUAUCCAACAGGCGCGGGCGAAGGUUAAAGACUGGUCGAGCCCAGCCCAACAAGGAGGAUAAGGACGAGUUCUUCAAGUCCCUGAAGCAGUCGGCCGGGGGUCACCUGACACUGCCCAUGCUGUUCUUCUACAAGUACCUGCUGAAGCAUGGUGAGGAGGACGGGAGUCCGCUCAUUGACAAGGACCUCUUCUUCUACAUAGAAGUCCAGAAGUUCAAGGAUGCCAACCAUGCUCACUCGGAUGAGGAACUUCUGAGAAAGAAAGUGCAAUCCAUAAUGGAGUGUUUCUUGGAUUCUGUGACUAGUCCCACACUACAGAUUGACAUCACACCUCAACUUCAAGAAAAAUCCAUCAAGGCGGCUCAGAGAUACUUGGCCGGUAAGGAUGUGGUGGCUAACCUGUUUGACGAGGCCCAGUUGGCGGUGUUUAAAGAGCUGCUCCCAUACUGGGCUGGGUUUAGGCGUGGCUUCCAGCCCCCGGAGGAUCCUGCAAAGAGACCAGUGACAAAAUACCAGAAAAUGCUAAAGAAGAGGCUGGACAACAUUGAGAACUAUGAGAUUCCCAAGGAGGACUUCACCUUCCCUUCAAUCCCAGAUGGAUCUAUUGCUGCUUAUACCUUCUCUUUGUCUGAUGGAGUCCGAUGGAGGAGAGAAGGAGUGAGGGAUUGGGAAGUGUCAUCUGAUGAAGCAGGAAGCAUUCUAGGAAGUCCGAUGGACCGUUCCGAAACAGCCACCACUAGAGGGGGAACCAGUCAGAAAACAUUAGACCAGCUCAAAAAGAGGCGGAAAUCCCACAGUUUACUAAGUGUACCACCAGGUGGCGUCAUGACGAGGAAUAACACAGAGUCGAGUACCAGCAUAUCGGUGAAGGAGUGAGGACGUCGGGUGAUAUUUGUGCUACUGAUUGUUUUAUGUGAUAUCUUGAGCUUUACGGACCUGGUGUGAUAUCUCAAGUCUUUCUUUGUUUAUUGCUUAAUAUUUUAUUAUUCUUAUUGAUAAUAAAAUGAAAUAUUGUUAUAUUUA
Magallana angulata is the source of this 4641-nucleotide messenger RNA. RefSeq names its product regulator of G-protein signaling 22-like. The coding region runs from base 289 to 4494 and encodes 1401 amino acids. Lineage: Eukaryota; Metazoa; Mollusca; Bivalvia; Ostreida; Ostreidae. The record is from RefSeq and is a predicted model, not a curated record. The transcript is spliced from 30 exons. Gene Ontology annotation, molecular function: G-protein alpha-subunit binding. Gene Ontology annotation, biological process: regulation of signal transduction.